Messenger RNA from Biomphalaria glabrata, 6133 nucleotides. Its product is annotated as alpha-2Da adrenergic receptor-like. Gene Ontology annotation, biological process: neuropeptide signaling pathway. The record is from RefSeq and is a predicted model, not a curated record. Gene Ontology annotation, molecular function: G protein-coupled peptide receptor activity. Gene Ontology annotation, cellular component: membrane. NCBI's taxonomy places the organism in Eukaryota, Metazoa, Mollusca, Gastropoda, Planorbidae. The transcript is spliced from 5 exons. The coding region runs from base 834 to 2291 and encodes 485 amino acids.
AUGUGUUGCCUGAACCAUCCAGGAAAACCAACGACUUAUAAUUAUACUAAUUAUAGUAUAGUUAAAAUCUCUAUUUAGCAUGCAAUGACCAGGUUUAACACACGGAUACACAUAGGACAUUGAUCUAAUUGACUUCUCUUUUGAGCCUAGCUACCCGAAUGAGGCCAGACGUCAGGUGGCCUGUGUUGCUGAAUGGAGCAGAUGGCAAGCCCAAAAACCACAAACGAGGAGUUAGGCCUUUGUGUGUGUACGUUCUGCCUUGGACCGUGGGAUCAUCCAACACGGCCCUGUUAUUUACAGGAAACACGAGCAGAUCUUCAUUUAAUCAUUAGAGUUUCUUGAGGAAUUAAACUGACUACAUUUGAUGAUUUAUAUAGCUACACAUUCGACAAAUGAUUCAGUGCUGUAAUUGUACAACAGAUAGAUUAGAUCUAGUAACCUACAACACCCCUUUCAAUAGUGGUAUAGUAGGCUACUUUGUUGUGACAGAAGAUUUUUUUCACAUGUCUUACAUGCUGCAAAUGGAAGAGGAUAUUUCUGAAAUUAAUCAUUCAAUUGUUGGAUCUGGAUUGUGAGAAUCUGGAUUCUAAUUCUAGAUGAUAGUAGAUCUAGCCUCUAAUACUAUAUCUAUAUAGAUCUAUAUAUUAGAUAUUAUAGAUCUACAGUCUAAUCAGAUUUUGGAUUAUUAAACUAUUAACUAUUACAUUCUAAAGUCUACAUGCUCAUGGCAAAGUGAACCAAGAGUUGAGUGUCUUCCUGUUAACAGAAAUGAGAUGAAUCAAGUCUGAUACACAUUGUUUUACAUUCCUUGUGUGAACAGCCACAACUACUCCAUGAAUGACCCAGGAACUGUUGACGUUGUCGAUGUGGAAGUAACCAACAACAAAUCCGAAGUGGUCUACUACACUGACACUGGUGAGCGUCAGCAGCCACUUCCCAUCGACGCCAAAAAGGUCACUAUGACCAUGCUGAGCCUCAUGUCCACCCGGCCGAGGGUACCGACUGUGCCGACCAUCUAUGAGCUAAACAACCAGAAAGCGAUGUCCUUUGUCCCUAUCUACGUCAUCAUAGGGUGCAUUGUCGUGAUGGGCGUGCUCACCAACUUCCUCGUCUGCUACAUCUACAGGUGCCGCUCCCGCAGGGCCACCUCCAAUUUUUUCGUCAUCUUCUUUGCCAUCUUUGACAUGUUCGGCUGUUUCAUCGGGAUUCCUUUAGAAGUGACAGUGCUGGCUCUGCCCUACACCUAUGAUGUCGUGGCUGUAUGCAAGAUACGAGGCUAUAUCGAGAGCUUGUCUGUUUGCAGCCUCUCCUUGACCCUCAUCUGCGUCGCCUAUGACUGCUACAGGAAGUUUUGCAAGCCAGGGGAUGACUUUGGCGUGAAGAAAGCUAGAAUUUGUUGUAUAGUUUCUGUUCUUGUCGCAGUCGUGGUCUCUAUUCCAGCAGCUGUGGUGUUUGGUGUCCAGGAAGUAAAGACAACGUACCCCAAUAUUAAAGGAAUGACAUGCUCUGUGGAUCAAACUCAGCCGCAGUGGUUGAGGAUCAUAUACAAUGUGUGUGUUCUGGGCACUUUUCUUGUGUGUCUUUGUGCUAUUUCUGCUCUCUAUUGUUUGAUUGGUGUGGCCUGCUGCCUUCAGAGACAAGCAGAGGAAAGGGGAGAAAAACCCAGCCCAGCGAAACAAAAAUUCCCCAAAAAACACAGAUUUGUAAGAGAAGAUGUGAGCUCAUCUUCUGUCACAAAUUACAGCGAAGAGGUAUCACGACUCCAUAGUCAGGGAACUCUAUCUCAUUCACACGGCUCUUAUACAGACUCUACCCGUGUCCCUUUAAAACAUAACAGCAGUGGCAUAGUUAAGACAAAUAGUCUUCAGGCAUCCAGUGCUCCACCCAGCCUUGCUAUUGUGCCGCUCCAUGUAAAGAACACGAGACAGACCUAUAUAUUUAUGGUGAUUUCCAUCAUAUUUGUAGUGUUUAUGUUGCCCUUCAUUGUAGUUAUGGUUCUGUGUGCCACCACAACCGUAUUCAACCAGUUCUCAUCCAACGCCACAGAAAUAGUCUUUAACAUGUGUGUACGUUCAUAUCUGUUAAACUACAUUGUCAAACCAGUGAUUUACUUUAUAUUUAAUGUGAACUUCAGAAAGGAAGUCAAACACUUGUUUAUCAAAAUUUGGGCACUCUGUACCGGAGCUACAGGAAGUUCAGGCUCUCAUGCACAAAGGAGGUCAUUUAUUGAUGGCACUAGCAGGUCUGCAUCAAGGACUCCCAUUUACAGACCACCAAGAAGUUCUUCUUGAAAUACAGAUAGAAGUGUCUUCCUCCCUGACCAUCAUCAUAUCAUGUGAUGAAAUGAAUUUUGCGAAAAGCACAAACAUCUUAGCACCAAAUUCCUAACUGGAGAGCCUGGACAAAGAUGGCAGGGAUUCAGCUCAAGGGAUCAUACUGUUUGGUCAGCAUUUAUCCACUGCCUGGUUGUGAUUAGACACUAGCCUUCAAGUUAUUAGAUGAGUCAACUACCUCUUAGACAUAAGGCAUGAUGAAUGAGUUAGGAGUGUUGAAAUGUAAUACUGAAAUAAGCAUUAUUAACAUUGUUAAUAUUUGACCAUUUCCCCUCAUACCUAUUGUUCAGUUGAAUUAUUUCCAACGUAGAUUAUGUUAUUAAGACGUCAUAGUAUUGUUACUCAUACUUUCUGUGUAUGUAUAACUUUAAGCAGCUAAAGCACUGAUAGGUUAUUGUUCCUGAGUUUUAAGCAUUUGUAAAAUAACUUUAAAAGUUCUUGCUAAAAAAACAAAUUGUUUAGUCUCUAUUGUCACAGCAUUUGAGAAAAUUAACUACUAUUUGUACAUUUCUAAUCACUGGUUUAAGGCCAUUUUUUUUUAAUUCAUUGUGCAUAUGUAUAUAUAUGAUGCUGUCUUUGUUAAAUCUUCAAUAUUAAGGUUGUUUUGUUUUAAAAGCAGCCAUUCAGUUAAGGGACUCUCUAUUAUACUACAUAAGUUUGUCAACUAGUCUAGGCUGUCCCAUUGUACAUCAGUUACUGCACACUAUUUUUCCUUGGCAGAGUCUUCAAAAGAGCUUACAGCUCAGCAGCAAUAAAGCUGGCCAGUUAUUGAGGUUCAUUUCUUGUUCCAUAUGCUAGGACUAAUUUGUAUAAGUGCUUCUUCUUCCCCCGUACCAUCAGAGCAUGGAGCAUAUCGCCUGAAUUGGCCAGGCAAAACAAUGACAUUUCAGAUUUUAAGUUUCUAAUGGCUGCCUGGUCGUGCGGUUUGCGCGCUGGACUGUCGUUCGGAUUUAUCGACGGUCGAGGGUUCAAACCCUGCCCGCUCCCAUCCCCCGUCGUCCUGCGGGAGGUUUGGACUAGGAAGUAAACUAUCUUCAACUCUGAAGGAACAUCCGAAACAUGUAAAAACAAAACAAACUUGUAUGACUAGAUUGACAAUGGAUACUCAUAGGAUGUAAUUGUCUUUUUUGUUUUUUAAGAUAAGAUGUAAUAAAAUUAAUUUUGUUAGCAUUCUUUGUUGACAAUCAAAUUAUAAAAGAUGGAUCAUAGAUCUAGAAUAUAAACAUAUCUAUCAUGACAUUGCUACUUAUAAAGUAGUGCUUCAAUGCUUUGCUUAUGGUACAUUCUGACAGUUUUUUUGUGUACUUUGUGUUGCCAGUCUGUAAUAUAUAUAGUUCUCAUCUCAAACUCAAAUAUAUUAACAUUUCAAAAAUAAAAAAAUACUUUUUUGAAAAGGACAAUUCCAGCUGGCCAACCUUUGUUAGAGCUGUUUAUCUCUUCAUAACUAAUUAAUGGUAGUUUGAAAAAUUGAGCAUUUUUAAUCCCAACCUUUUUUAUCCCUGAAAAAAAUCUGGUUAAGUGAAUGUAUAAGUCUAUUUUUUUUAUGAUAAGUCUAUAGAUCAAGACCUAAAAGAUGGUGCACAAAAUGUUAUGGAACUUCUUGAAUGUCUAAAUAUUCAUUAAAUUUUUAAAUAAUGAACAGAGUCUAAAUGCGGAAAACCGGCUGACAUGUCUAUUCACGAUCAAGAUUUUCAAGAUGAAAUGUAAUUUUACUAGAUAUUAUUUUCAAAAAUUAUAAUUGUCUAGCUAGAGUUUUCCCUGCGUGUGGCCAAUUAGCUAGCAUUUCUUUUCCCAAAGAUAUACAUCAACUUCAAUUUCUAGGAAAAUCAUUAGAGCCAUUUUUAAGAAUUGUGCCUACUUCCUAAUUCCACCCAUAAAUUAAAUGUUCAAUCUGAAUAGAGGAAUAGUAAAAAAAAAACAACAUUUUAAGAUGCAUUAGUCAUUAUGACCUUAAGAUAUAUUGGUCAGUAAUGAAAAAAAGAAAGUUAUAGUAACACUAAGUAAUUCUUGUGUUAACUAAAAUCUAUAUUUUAUUGGUUCAAUACUGAACUUAGGAAUCUAUCAUUUUAAGUAAUAUCUCAAUGCUCUUUUAACAUAACUGUCAGAUAUGACCAUAUAAGUUUGCUUCCAGACUUGUGGAGUCCUUGUUGACAAGUGUUCUUCCAUUGAUUUCAAAGCUCUCAGUGUACCCACACUAGAAAUAUCCAUUGCAAUAUGUUAGUAGUCUGCAUGAAGGCUUGUAAAUGUAUGGAAAAGAAUUGUGGGUCUUGGUGACUGAAUCCAUUGUUCAAUAUGCCAUGUAUUUAUAUAUGUACAUAUCUUUUAUUUUUUUAUUUGUAGGAGGCAUGUCAGAAUGUGUUUACUUUCAUGUUUUCGAGCUAUCACUAUCUAGAACAUGGAUGCUGGUAUAUUUCUUUUCAGCAGUUUAAUUUAUUGGAAUAUUAGUUUUAUUGUCAGUAUCAUUUGUUUGUCUCCCUUCAUUGGGCAUCUUCAACAAAACCAAAUUGAAUGGAGCGCAGAUAUUUCAUUGUAUCUAAAAAUGUAGGAUUUUGUUUCUCCUCCUGGAACAAGACAAAAUGUUUCUGUUAAACUAUUUGUACUUAACCAAGGGACCAUAGUCUAAGGACCAUAUUUGGAUUUAUGGAUGAAUAGGGAGAUACAAUGUAUAUUAAAUCCAUUGCUGUUGCAUCAAAGCUUCAUCAUUAUGCAAACACAUUGUUUUCUUAUGCUAGUACUCUAGAAACAAUGUCGAGCCUGAGGUGGUCUGUUUUUUAUAAAAGCUUUACUUGGCUGAACUGGUUGGGCUAAAUUUGAAAGACCAUUUCAUCCAGCCUGAGGUAAGGUUCACUUAAAAACCUGUAUAGGCUAAGUGGACAGAACUGGAUAGUAAUGACCAUUGAGAUAAAAGCUGUACAAUCAAAGAGUCUAUCUAUAUAUUAUAGAUGUAUAUAAUUAACUUAUAUUUGAAAUACACUGUUCUGUUAUAAACAAAUGAUUUGCUUUGUAUCUCAUUAUGUGCUAUAUUCCCCGCUGACUUGACUUUUGAACUAAUGACACGAGUGCCUUGAUAAAGAAUGUAAACUGAUGUGGGCUGCUUCAGUCCACUGUCAGCCUGUUUGUAACAGAAAAUAUGUUGGGCUUGCCUUUUCUAAGAAAAAUUAUUUAUAUACUGUUUUGUCUGUCUGUAUUUUUAUACUUGGUGCCAGCAGGUAGUGUCCAUGAAGAGAGAGUCACAUAGCUGGUCCAGUAAGUUAAAAUUGUGCAUGUGUCCCAUGAUUUCUUUAGGGCAAAGUACCUCAAGUUCUUUGCUCUUGAAUACACAUAUGCUGGAUCUGCAGACUCUUUCUUCAUUUUUUUUUUGCUUUGAAAUUUCAGUCAAGCUGUUUUAAAAUGAAGUCCUUUACUGCCUUGCUGUCUGUUUGUUAGAGAGUUCUUUACAUUUUCUAUCCUUCUGUUCUUUUAUUUCUUUCAGCCUGUCUGCAAAUGAAAUCCUUUGCCUUUUUUUUUUUUUUUUUUUACUUAGAAUUCUUAAAUUUUAUAUUUCUCAGUUCUAGAAUGAACAAAUUCUCAUGUCUCUGUCAAAGAAUCUAUUCAUAAUCUAUUUAUAUACUGCUCUGUUCUGUCUUAGACUGAACCAGUCUUCUCCAUUCUUUCACAUAAACAUGUCUGCUGUUAAACACAAGAUGGCUGUCAAUGUUUUGUUAUGUUGGACAUAACCUGUACUUAAAAUGAUACUAACAUAUUUUGUAUUACAGAUUUGUUCCGCCAGUUUCAUAUUAAACAAUGAUUGAACAAACUUA